GCACCACACAUGUUCACAGACCGAGCAGCGCAGAGGGAAACAAGCGUGCGGAGCUGAGCUCAUUCCUCCUUAUCGUAGGCUUCAAGACACGCACUGUGUGUAAGGUGGAAGUAACUUUUAUCCUCCAGAGAAGAGCUUUAAACAACCCGGAAUAUAUAUCUGGUUAAAAGUCUCACGGCAAACGAUAACCAUGUCGGCCUCAACGGCGAAAGUCAACAGAAAGGAGAAUUCAAAUCACGACGGAGCAGAGGAGACCUCUGAAAAAGAGCAACAGGAAGCAAUUGAACACAUUGACGAAGUACAGAAUGAAAUUGACAGACUGAAUGAACAGGCAAGCGAAGACAUUUUAAAAGUCGAGCAGAAGUACAACAAAUUACGCCAGCCGUUCUUUCAGAAGCGAUCAGAACUCAUAGCCAAAAUCCCCAACUUCUGGGUCACAACAUUCGUCAACCAUCCACAAGUUUCAGCUCUUCUGGGGGAGGAGGACGAGGAAGCGCUUCAUUACUUGUCGAGGGUGGAGGUCACUGAGUUCGAGGAUAUCAAGUCUGGAUAUAGAAUAGAUUUUUAUUUUGAUGAAAACCCAUACUUUGAGAACAAAGCCCUCUCCAAAGAGUUUAAUGUCAACGAGAGCGGGGAUCCUGUUUCCAAAUCAACGGAAAUCAAGUGGAAAGCUGGAAAGGACCUGACGAAGCGAAGCGGGCAGACGCCGAACAAAGCGGGGAAGAAGCGGCAGCACGAGGAGCCUGAGAGCUUCUUCACCUGGUUCACAGACCACUCAGACGCUGGCGCCGACGAGCUGGGAGAGGUGAUCAAAGACGACAUCUGGCCCAACCCGCUGCAGUACUACCUGGUCCCUGACAUGGAGGAUGAGGAAGGUGAUGAUGAUGAUGACGACGACGAGGAGGGUCUAGAAGAUAUCGACGAGGGGGAAGAAGAGGAAGGUGAAGGUGAAGAGGAUGAGGAGGAGGAUGGAGAAGAUGGCGAGGAUGAGGAGGAUUAAACAGUUCAGCAGACUCUUUCCUCCCUCUGUGAUCAUCCUACAACCCACAGGAUUAAUAUGGGGGGGGUUUGUAAAAAUACAACGCAAAAAUCGUUUUUCCCUGCGUGUUGUCAGCCUCUCUUCCUCUGCAGCCUCAGCCUGUCCAUAAUGCAUACACCGGGGGGGUGGUCAUUCACUCCUCUAGUCUCCCCUUUGAUUGUUUCUCUACAUCACCCAAAGACAUGCGAAAGGUUCAAACUUUUUUGUAACAUUCUGCACAUCAUCCUACGUAGAUUUCAAAUACGUACCAUAGCAAUUUCUAUGUCAAAUAUGAAAAUCAGUUUCUGUUGUGGGUUCAAUAAAAAAUAAGCCAUGGUGCCGUGAUAACUUGAUAGCAUCCUUUGCCACUUCUACAUAUCAAUGUAUAUUACAGUAUAUCUAGUGGUGGGGAUACCAAGGCUUAUUGGAAGUUGCAUUUCCUUUGUGACUUAUUGUUCUAAUGGAACUGACUGAAAGCACCUGCUUGUUCCUUAACAGCUGUUCUAAAUGUUCUGAGAUAUCAGCGUAUCUUGGUAAGACACUUGUUUAAUGGGGAGGUGUGUGGGGGGGAGGCAGCGAGGUUUUGACAACAAAGCUGGGCUUCUGUUAAAUACAAUUAUCUUGUUUCAGACAACCGCAGAUGGUUUGAAAGACACUUCUUUUUUUUUUGUAUAUAUAGAAACAACCUAAAGAUCUAAGUUUUAGCUUGACCUGACAUUUUGUGUUGGGAGAGGGAACGCGUUCUGUGGAAUCCUCUAGGGAGCCUAAAGUGUUUCUUUUGUUCACAUUAGAUUAAGUUUAGUGGCUUUGUUACAAUAAAUAAUUAUACAUGAUUGGAUUUGUCUUUAUUGUUUAUCUUUUGUUGUAUAUGACCUUUUGUUAAACUAAACAGUUUCUUGCCCCCGCAGUCUGCAGUGGGUCCAGCAGAUGGUGAUAAUCUUUGACUGUAUUAAGAUUUUGUGAAUAAAAAGGAUGAACGGAU
Molecule: messenger RNA, 2000 nt
Organism: Notothenia coriiceps (black rockcod)
Lineage: Eukaryota; Metazoa; Chordata; Actinopteri; Perciformes; Nototheniidae
Product: protein SET-like
Exons: 8
Coding region: 191-1000 (269 amino acids)
Biological process (GO): nucleosome assembly
Cellular component (GO): nucleus
Source: RefSeq, a predicted model, not a curated record